This is a messenger RNA of Thunnus maccoyii (southern bluefin tuna), 5310 nucleotides long. Its product is annotated as kinesin-associated protein 3-like. The record is from RefSeq and is a predicted model, not a curated record. Lineage: Eukaryota; Metazoa; Chordata; Actinopteri; Scombriformes; Scombridae. The coding region runs from base 1033 to 3366 and encodes 777 amino acids. Gene Ontology annotation, biological process: cilium organization; microtubule-based movement. The transcript has 20 exons. Gene Ontology annotation, molecular function: kinesin binding. Gene Ontology annotation, cellular component: ciliary transition zone; kinesin II complex; axoneme.
CACUUCCAGUUAGUCAGUGUUGAAAACACUGCUGAUCACCAUCACUAUCCAUCCCUCAUGAUGUGAACCUGGCAUGAAGUUCUCUGAAAAGUUGUAGGAGAGGUCAUUUUCUACUCAUUCACAUAACUAAAACCUGUAGGGUUGAGAGAAGAAUUGAGAAAACAUGGCCGUCAGGGGUGCCAUUAUUUAUUUUUAAGCUAAACUAAAAAAAAUGUUUUAGAGUUGAGCACAGAUAAUAUUGGUAGUUGCUAUAGAAAUGUUUAUAGCCAUGGUCUCUCCAUAUUUCCAAUAGUUUGUCCCUUGAUCGGUAAUACAAAUACAUAACGUUUCCUGUUCGGGUUUGGUUGAAUUUAUGUUGUAAAGAGACACAAUGGACUUGCUGUCAGAUCAAGAUGACAGUCUGAACAGGCUUCAAGAGGGUGGAGAUGGGUUCUGAAUCAUUGACCUCUUUAUUUUUUCAAGGCAGAUUUUUUUUAUUUUAGAGUCGAUGCAUGUGUUAAGAUCAAAGCAAUUUAACAAAUUAUCGAUCACACCCUGUCACGCAAUUCGCACUUCUGUCCGUUAUGUCAUUUAAACAAUUAUAACAAUGAAUUGCUGCAAAAUAUUGAAGUUUUGGCUCAGCUUGAGAGCAGUGGGAGUUGGGAUGGUCUCUCUCUGGAUUUAGCCCCACAGGCAGCUGCUGCCUCUCAAGCUGCUGUACAAAUGUCCAUAGUUUGCCCAGGGUUAGUGCAAACUCAGGUUAAGGUUUAUACUAGUUAGCGAUGUGCUGCCAGUCCCUUUAACUGAGGCGGCAUGUCUAUGCAGCAUGAGAAGAAAUGCUGCCGGCUGGAUGUGUAAUGUAUCCAUGAGUCUGACUCAGGAAGAAGCUUUCCGGGGCGGAACGGAAUCCAUGUUUGUAGUCCGUCUGUGCUGUUUUGAGAGCGGUGUUAGCUAUUACAGCACACGGAUUUUAGUGGUCGUGAUUUCAGGGAUUCGUUGAAUGCGACCGGCAUAACAAAUUAAUUAAAAUCGGAAACAUUAACUUCGAGGAAGAUGCAGGAUGACGCGCGCUACCUCAAACGCAAAGUGACUGCGGGCAGUUUGGAUGUCCAUCCCACAGAGAAGGCCCUUGUGGUCCACUAUGAGGUGGAAGCAUCUAUACUGGGAGAGAGUGGCGGUCAUAUGCUGGGGGAACGCAAGGAGGGACAAAAAAUUAUUCGUGUGAAAAGUCUUUCUCCUAGUACAGAUGUGGGAGCUUUGGCCAAGAAAGUGGUGGAGGAGUGUAAACUCAUCCCUCCUUCCCGUUUGCCCCAGGUGGAGCAGCUCCUCUACUACCUGCAGAACAGGAAAUCAUCCCCAGUGGAGGGCAAAGUGGAGAAGAAAGAGAAAAGAACUGUGAAACCCAGAGAGCUGACACCGUUUGAAGGAAUGGAGUUGAACGAGGAGGCCAGUAUAACCAGAGUAGAUGAGUAUAUCGAGUUGCUCUAUGAGGGCAUCCCAGAGAAGAUCAGAGGCUCUGCUCUCAUUCUGCAGCUCGCUCGCAACCCUGAUAACCUGGAGGAGCUGCUACACAACGAGGCAGCUCUAGGCGCUCUAGCCAGAGUUUUAAGGGAGGACUGGAAACAGAGUGUGGAGCUGGCUACCAUCAUCAUUUACAUCUUCUUCUGCUUCUCCAGCUUCUCCCAGUUUCAUGGAGUGGUGAGCCACUAUAAAAUAGGUGCGUUGUGUAUGAGUGUGGUGGAACAUGAGCUGAAGAGACAUGACGUGUGGCGUGAGGAGCUACGCAAGAAGAACAAGGCUUAUGAAUCAGCACCAGAGAAUGGCUCUCUAAGAAGAGACCAGGACAAGGCUCUGAGGAAAUACCAGGCCCUUCUGGCUAAACAGGAGCAGCUGCUCAGAGUGUCUCUUUACCUCUUGUUGAACCUUGCUGAGGACACGAGGACGGAGCUGAAGAUGAGGAAUAAAAACAUUGUUGGUCUGCUGGUCAAAGUUCUUGAACGGGAUGACGAGGAGCUGCUGGUCCUGGUGGUUUCAUUCCUCAAAAAACUGUCAAUCUUCCUGGAGAACAAGAACGACAUGGCGGAGGUGGAUACUGUAGAACAACUGGCUCGCCUGGUUCCCUGUGACCAUGAAGAUCUGCUGAACCUGACUCUGCGUCUGCUGCUCAACCUCUCCUUUGACUCCGGACUCCGAGCUAAGAUGGUGGAAGUUGGACUGUUGCCUAAACUGACCGGCUUGUUGGGUGAUGAGAACAACCGUCAGGUAGUCAUGCGCAUCCUGUAUCACAUCAGCAUUGACGACCGCUUCAAGGGCAUGUUUGUUUACACUGAUUGCAUACCUCAGCUUAUGCAAAUGCUGUAUCAUCACGGUGAGGAGGAAAUUGAAGCUGAGCUCAUCUCCAUCUGCAUCAACCUGGCUGCUAACAAGAGGAAUGCACAACUGAUGUGUGAAGGAAAUGGGCUGAAGAUGCUCAUGAAGAGAGCUCUGAAGAUAAAAGAUUGCCUUCUGAUGAAAAUGAUCAGAAACAUCUCACAACAUGACGGACCAAUCAAACCACUCUUCAUAGACUAUGUUGGUGACCUGGCAGCUGAGAUCCGUGCAGAGGAAGAGGAGGAGUGGGUUCUGGAGUGUCUGGGUACUCUGGCCAACCUCACCAUCCCUGACUUGGACUGGGAGUUGGUGCUGAAAGAGUACAACCUGGUACCCUACCUCAAAGACAGACUCAAACCAGGCUCAGCAGAGGAUGACCUCAUCCUAGAGGUGGUAAUAAUGAUCGGAACAGUUUCCAUGGAUGAUGCCUGUGCUGCCAUGUUGGCCAAAUCCGGCAUAAUUCCUGCCCUCAUUGAGCUUUUGAAUGCCCAACAGGAGGACGAUGAGUUUGUGUGUCAGAUUGUCUACGUCUUCUAUCAGAUGGUGUUUCACCAAGCAACACGAGACGUCAUCAUCAAAGACACCCAAGCUCCAGCCUACCUGAUAGAUCUGAUGCACGACAAGAAUGCAGAGAUCAGAAAAGUGUGCGACAACACCCUUGAUAUUAUAGCUGAGUACGAUGAGGAGUGGGGGAGAAAGAUUCAGUCAGAGAAGUUCCGUUUCCAUAACAACCAGUGGUUGGAGAUGGUUGAGAGUCGCCAAGCUGAUGAGUCUGAACCUUAUCUCUAUGAUAACGACAACGACAGGACUGAUCUGUUCUACAGCGCAGAUGGAAUAACUCCAGGAGACGGUUCAGUCAGCCCAGAUUUCUUCAGUGAUCUUCAGCCUCAGAACGGAGACUUGCACCAUACAGGUGAUGGCAACGAUGUCUUCGACCAGACCAGCUCAUCACCUGGACGACCAGCUACCGCCUAUGGCUUCAGACCUGAUGAGCAACCCUUCUAUCAGUACUCAUAGACACAAAUACACACAUGCCUGGUUUGUUAAAUACUUCAGGAUGUCAUGUCAUGUUAGAUCCAUUCCACACCGUUACAUCUUAAGCUCGACUUUCCAGUGUCUUGACUAAAGGCGUCACAUUGGUGUAGUUAGUAAGUCAGUGGUCAUUAAUGCAGAAAUACAUUAGUGAUAAGGACUCUCAUGCUGCAGAUGUUAAAUAACCUGCAGCUCCAUGCGCUCAGCUCUCAUUCAUUUCAGAUUAUGUUGAACAGAUAUGUAGUUAAGUCUUCCUUACCCACUGGCUGCAAUCUCAUUAUGAGUGAGUGGCUCAGUAAAUCAUUUAAAGAAUGUGAACAUACUUAACAUUUCUAAUAUAUGUUUAUCGGUUUUUGCAUGUUUUUUUUUCUAUAAAAUAAUGAAUAUUUGUUGCCUUUUCAAAUCCACUGAAGGAAAAAAACAUUCAGUCAGAUGUGUCCUCACAUUCCACUGUUGAAAGGUUUGAGAUCCACCAGUUUGACACCAUGUCACCAUGCUAACCUUAGUUCAAGUCAUAGUCAUUUUAUGAACAUGCACUACAAUGUACAUAGCUUUGUUUUGUCUGUGUCACUACUAAAAACGGCACAUUGUAGUUGAUCUUUCUUACAAUCGAGGUUGCUUUCAAGCUGGCAGGUUAGGCCACACCUGCAUGCAGACCAAGAAACUGUACCAGGAUGCGUGUCCGGUGGUCUGAGAUUGGUUUCAGAUAAACUAUGGUACAAUCUGAGUGCAAUCUUUGUUACCACAGGAAGGAACCACAUGUCUACACAACAUCAGUAGUGACAUCUACACAUGCAGCAGCUAGCAGUACUGGACACGCAUCUCUGUUUUUCUGGUCUACUUACUUUAUUUGUACUGAUUAAUAGGAGGAGAUCAGGGAAACCAACUUCCUUGAAUAAACUGGCUUUAGUCUAUUAAAUAUGAAGAGAGGAAGCUCUGGUUUUCCAUUCUAUUAUAUUAACCCCUUUUAACCAUCCUAUAUGUUGGAUUAAUAUUCAGUACAUAUUUGGACAUUUAACCAGCUGGGACGUACAUCUUGUUUCUGCAUGCAGGUUGGAGGAGAAGCCACAACCUGUUCUGACAUAAUGAGUGUCAUCUUGUACAUUUGCUGAGCAUACUGUAUAUUAAGCACUACAUUGCUCAUAAUGCUUUUGGGUUCUCCCUGUUUUAACAGCAGCGAGAGCAGAAGACUUGUGCCAUGGGGAGUGAAUGUUUUUUUUUCGUGUUGACAUUAACUGGUGUGAUUUCAUGUUUAUGGCUGUCUUGAGACUUGCCAGUGUCCUGCAGAAUUUACUGUUACUGUUACUUUGACAAUGUUUACUGUGUGUUCUUAGAGCUGUGGAGGGUUAUUACAAGAACAUGAGUACACUAACUGACAACAAGUAACAUUUAAAAUGCACCAAGGACUGUGACUACAUACUCAGCAAUUUAAAAACCAGGACUAGAUUGAGCAAUGUGGGCAGCCGAAAUGAAAAUGCUCCGUCUUGCCCUACAAAUAAAGUUCCUUUGAGCAAGUCAUAUACUGCUAGACAACAACAUGGUAGCUCACUUGUCUGUAUAUAUGAAUGUGAAUCAGAACAGUAUGAAGACACUCUUCAAAACAAAUGUAUUGUGCCAUUGACCAAACUACAUUCAUCUUAAUGAAGAGAAGAGGUCACACAUGCUGUAUUUGCAGGACACUGACAAUUACCUAAAUACUGUAUUACUUUUAGGCAUAUUUGCACACAUGGUAAAAUUUUGAUGCAUGGUUAUGUUUUUUAUCAUAAGUUAUUGUUAAUCUAUGUACAUUGUUGUGUUUUUUUAUAAUAGUUGAGUUUAUUGCUACUUAACAAGACACUGUAAACAGAAGCAAGUACUGGACUAUAGAUAUACUCCAUCUCUCUCACUGUCUUUCAUCCUCAGGUUCUUUAAUAAAAACAUUUCAUAUGA